Messenger RNA from Podarcis muralis (Common wall lizard), 1971 nucleotides. Lineage: Eukaryota; Metazoa; Chordata; Lepidosauria; Squamata; Lacertidae. The record is from RefSeq and is a predicted model, not a curated record.
GCAAUUUCUCUUUAAAUGGCCCUCCAUUGGGUGGCUGGCAACCUGAGCUCCCAAUCGCCCUGCGACGUGAGAAGUGAAGGGCAGAGCCGGGCAAAAGAGCUCGACACUCGCGUGUUGGUUUGCCCUGGUUCCCGCAGUCCUCUUCCCGGCAGGAAAAUGGCAGCGGCGACCGUGGCGGUGGCAGCGUUAACGGCGCCAGGAGGAGGCGGCGGCGGCUGCAGUCCGAGACUCGCCGCCUGGCUCAGCUCGUUGCUGCUGGCAGCGGCUCUCGGCUCGUCCCAGGUUUCAGCUGUGGAAGUAUACACACCAGCAGAACUCUCUGUGGAGAAUGGGACAGAAACGAAGCUUCCGUGCAGCUUUUCAUCCUCAGAGGUGGUCACCAGUGUCGCUACUGUUACCUGGAGCUUUCAACCAGAGGGAUCAACUACUUCUGUGCCGUUCUUCUAUUAUUCCCAUGGCAAAUCAUAUCCUGGGAGGGAUACACAAUUUAAGGACAGAAGCAGCUGGGCGGGUGACCUUAACAAGAAAGAUGCAUCUAUCAGUAUAUCCAACAUGCAAUUCCGGGACAAUGGCACUUUCAUCUGCGAUGUCAAGAACCCUCCAGACAUAGUUGUCACACCUAGUGAAAUCUCAGUCAGAGUUGUGGAAAAAGUAGUCCCGAGGCUGCAGCAUGCUGAGGGGCAGGUUGAGCAACUGGCACGGCGAUUGCAGGCACUGGAGCUCUCAGCAGGUGCAGCACAGCGCAUGAUGGAGGAACGAGUGACCAACCUCACCCACAGAAUCGAAGCACUGGAGCAGGUCAUGCAACAUCGCCCCAUGCAGCCGUGACACUGAUUCUUUUGUUUUGGGCCUUCCUUGGUUUUUGUAAUGCUCCUCUACCUUCCUGCCUUGCAAGUUCACCUGCUGUUUUUUAUACUUCUGUGGUUUAUUUUUUUUAUACUCCUGCUUGUGGUGGUCGGGUAGGAUUGCUAUGAGGAAUUAUGAAAAAUGAAUCAAGCCAUUGUGUCAGUGGUGAAAGCAUCGUUUUGACUGGGUUUGGGUCAUUUGACAUGAUUUCUGAUCAAUCCAAGCCUCUGCAUCUCUGCCCCAUUUCUGUUGCCUGAAAGUCACAUAAACAGACCGGUUGCUUCACCAGGAAUCCUGAGCCAUAAAGAUAAGGAGGUAGCUUUGUUGUAGCUUUUGUUUGUUUUUGUUAAUCUUAGGGCCAGGAAACAGAGUUUCACAUGGAGGUGAUAAAAAUGCCUAUCUUUCCUGUUUACUUCCUGUUUAUCAGGUUUGCUAAAUACAUUCCUCCUUGAUUCCUGUUUUAUUUAGCCUAAACAUGUACGCAUGCUCAAAUUAGUUAUUUGUAGUUAAGAGGCUUCCUCUGAUCUAACUUUGUUCCAACGUGGGGAUUUUUUUGAAAUGCUCAGAGGAAAUUUGAUUGGUUCUUACAAAUGCUGUGUAAAAGUUCUUUCGUUAAUAAAACGGCCUAGACAAGGGAGUGGCAAUUGCACUUCCUCCCAGAGUCUUGCUGGUCAAGCCUUGCGUCUAUUGAAUUAAUCAGGGUCCAAUCCUUCCUUUGCCUUCAGAAUGCAACACGGCUUAGUGGUUUGCACGAAUGGUGGCAGCAAGCCUGAUGCCCGCCCCCCCCAUCCUUAAUACAUUCCACCAUGCUUGCUGUUGUUUUUCACCUGAUGCCUUUUGAAUUAAUUUCCUUCUUUUUUAAGAUUGUACUUUAAUGCUGUGUAAAGCCAUACUGUGGUGCGAAGCUUGAAUCCAUGGGUUUCUCUGUCAUGCUUUUAUCUUUGCUGCGUAUCCACUGUAAGCAUUUUGUUUAGAGGGAGUAUUAUUUGAAUGUCAAUUAGUAUAGUAUCAUGUCGCUAUGUUAGUAUUACUUUAAGAAAGUGCCUUUUUGUCAAUGUUCCAACGAAAAAACCAACUGUUGGCUUUUUGAGCAUCUGCGAAAAUAAACACAAGAAUUUCUUUAUA